Messenger RNA from Paraglomus occultum, 999 nucleotides. The record is from the annotation of a GenBank genome assembly. NCBI's taxonomy places the organism in Eukaryota, Fungi, Glomeromycota, Glomeromycetes, Paraglomerales, Paraglomeraceae.
AUGGCUCCUUCCUUACCCAAAGAACUUUUUAAAAUAAUUUUUGACGAACAUGAAGAUGAUCUCUUUACGCUUCAUUCUUGCAUAUUAGUUAAUAGAAACUGGUGUAUAGUAGCCCUUCAAUACUUGUGGGCUAGACCUUUCACUUUGUUGCUUUCCAGCCAGAAGGCUGGACACGUUCAAUCAAUAGAAAAUCUUAUAACGACAUUCAUUGAAUGUUUUACCGAUGUUGAUUCUCUCACACAUUCACCACAAUUGCGCAAAAAAAAUAAUAAAAAGUUUCCGCUCGAUUAUAGUUUCUACUUGGAAGAGUUUCGUUUCAAAGAGAUCCAAGUUUUGGGAUGGUACACAAAAUUCAAUUCGACCGAUAUACAAGCCAUGAUUGCUCAUUUGGCAGUUGCAUAUUGCCCAAAUCUCACAACUCUUUCUCUCACGUCUCAUUCUCCGUACAGGGCAGAUUUUCAUAUAGAUGAAAAAUGGACUCUUCCUUGCUUGCAAAAUUUAAGUUUGUCAUUAAUUUUAGACAAUAGUGUAUUCAGCACACUUUCCAGGGCAGCACAUAAUCUAAAAUCACUUUCAGUUAAAGGUCCUGGUGGCUAUAACUUUGCUGAACAAGUACCACAUUAUGGAUUGCAAAAUCUCAUACAGUCUCAACAUCAACUAAAGACAAUCACUGUAAAAAUUGUUAUAACCAAUAUGAGUUCACUAUUUAAACUGUUGGAGUCACAGUCAAAUUCUCUGCAAUCAAUUGUUUUGGAAGACUGUCGUUUCUAUCAAGAUGAUUUGGACAUUAAGCUGAUUAAGUUUCAUCAAUUGGCAAGCAUCUGCAUAAAGCAAAGUUGGAUAUUGGAAGGAGGAUUGAAAUCCAUCAUUGAGGCUGACUUGCCAAAAUUGCGUCAACUUAAAUUUGAAAAUACAGGAAUAUAUGAGAGUGACUGGAUUCUAUUGCAAAACAAGUACCAAGAUCAGUUGGUAAUAAUUACCUCAAGUAAUUUUAUCUGA